Coffea eugenioides is the source of this 744-nucleotide messenger RNA. RefSeq names its product protein FAR-RED IMPAIRED RESPONSE 1-like. Gene Ontology annotation, biological process: regulation of DNA-templated transcription. The coding region runs from base 1 to 744 and encodes 247 amino acids. The transcript has a single exon. NCBI's taxonomy places the organism in Eukaryota, Viridiplantae, Streptophyta, Magnoliopsida, Gentianales, Rubiaceae. The record is from RefSeq and is a predicted model, not a curated record.
AUGGGAAAAGAGGCAGGUGGAUUAGGCAAUAUUGACUACACUCAUGAUGACUUAAAACGUUAUCCACAAACAAAAAGAGAGAGGGGAUUAAAGUAUGGUGAAACUGGUGCAAUGCUACGAUACUUUCAAGAACAAAAAUUGGAGAAUCCGUCAUUCUUCCACGCUGAGCAGCUUGAUUGUGAAGAACAAAUUACAAAUAUAUUUUGGGCUGAUGCAUCAAUGCUGAUGGAUUAUACCUAUUUUAGGGAUGUGGUUACAUUUGAUACCACAUAUAAAACUAACAAGGAGUACAGACCAUUGGGCGUAUUUGUGAGAUUCAAUCAAUUUAGACAAUUGGUUAUUUUUGGAGCAACCCUAUUGUAUGAUGAGACCAUUGAAUCAUUCAAGUGGGUGUUGGGUACAUUUGUAGAGGCAGUUUGUGGAAAGCACCCAAAAACCAUCUUCACAUAUCAGGAUACAGCCAUGGCCGCUGCAAUUUCAGCUGUUAUGCCUUCAAUAUACCAUGGUCUGUGCACUUUUCAUAUUAGAGUCAAUUUCAUGAAACACCUUGGGAACUAUUACAAGAAUGGUAGUAAUCUCCCAUAUAGAUUUGCUGAAUGUAUGUAUGAGAUAGAAGAUGAAAAUGAGUUUAUCAUGGCCUGGGAUACAAUGUUAAAAGAACACAAGCUCGAAACAAAUGAAUGGUUGUGUGGCAUUUAUACGUAUCGAAAGAAAUGGGCAAAAUGCUUCAUAAAAGGCGCCUAG